AUGCCUCGUCAACGCCGUGGUGCCGCUACCCCCGCGCGCAGCGCGCCCACCCGCCCUACCGCCGCCCCUGCCCGGCCGGCUCCUCCGCAGUCCCGCCAGCAGUCGCAGCCUCACUCGACCGCUGCCCACCCGCCACAGCAGGCCCAGGCUCCUCCCGCUCAGCAGAGCCAAGGACCCGGUCUGUUCGGACAGAUGGCUUCCACCGCCGCUGGUGUCGCCGUCGGCUCCUCAAUCGGCCACGCCAUCGGCGGCUUCUUCGGCGGGGGCUCCAGCGCCCCUGCUGAGACGCAGCAGGCUCUUCCCGCGGAUACCCAGGCCAUGGAUAACGGUCUGUACCAGAGUGCCGCGACUAACCAGUCAUGGGAGAAUCCCGCCUGCGAGACGGACGUGCGCAACUUCCGUCGUUGCAUGGAUGAGAACCAGGGUAAUAUGGGGAUCUGUGGGUGGUAUCUGGAUCAGCUGAAAGCUUGCCAGGCUGCCGCUAAGCCGUACUAA
Molecule: messenger RNA, 495 nt
Organism: Penicillium lagena
Lineage: Eukaryota; Fungi; Ascomycota; Eurotiomycetes; Eurotiales; Aspergillaceae
Exons: 3
Coding region: 1-495 (164 amino acids)
Biological process (GO): mitochondrion organization
Cellular component (GO): nucleus; mitochondrion
Source: RefSeq, a predicted model, not a curated record